UGAACAUCUACUUCAAAACACAUCUAGUUUUUGCCUUCUUGGGGAGAAAAGAAACAGCAACACAAAUGGCAGACCCGCCUCAAGAUUUCAUCACGAAUUCGUAAAGACUAAAGACAGAAGGAUAGAAAUGAGGGACAGCUACUCCAGGACUACACUAAACAGCAGCUAGCAUCUAGCUGCUAUUGUAUAAACUUCCUUGCAUUGUAAACAACAGACCAAAAUUCAUACGCUAUCUAUCCUGAUGCGGAUCAUCUUUUCUUGAAACCAUAUUUCUUACGUUCAUAGAACAAAUCGGUUUUCGCACUGCCCAGAUUCACGAUCUUGGGACAGCCAUCGCGGUCUUUCUCCUGCUGCGUGCACUCUUUGCAGUAGUAGGCAUCAGAUAUGCCCACUCCUCCACAGAUAACACAACGGCCCUGGAACGACCCAUAGUUGCACUCGUCGCAAACUCGCACCAGCGUGCAAGGGCGGACAUAGGAGUCGCAGAUCACACAUUUCCCAUCGCAUUUCUCACAGAGCCGUCCAAUGGCAAUGCCGGGUUGCUUCCUGCACAUGAUCAAAUCUGGAUGAUGCUUGGCCAUGGCUCUAACUGCUUCUACUCAGGUUUACUUGUGCUACUACACCCAGUUAAUCUGUCCAACUCCCUAAGCGCUUGCAAUCCAGGAGACAAUUCGGGGAUUCCGCCGCUCAGCCGCGUCUCGCCAAACGGGGCCCUCCGGCUAGUCGCCAACCUGGCGGCUCCUAAUCCCGCCUUCCCGAUGCUCUUCGUCAGCUGGAGAGGAUGCUGUAGAGCGUAGCCUUUUGCAGGGUUGCCGGAAUUGCGGAGGAAGCAGAGAGACAGAGCGUCCGUCUGACGAUUUGGCUUCAGCACAGUCUCGCAAAACCCUAGGAACUCCCCGUUGCUUGCUGAGUCGCUGCCUGGUGCCGCCGGAUCUCUGUGUUUUCUAUUGCGCAACCAUGGUGAGAGUUAGCGUGUUGAAUGAUGCUCUGAAGAGCAUGUACAAUGCGGAGAAGCGGGGCAAGCGUCAGGUCAUGAUCAGGCCAUCCUCGAAAGUGAUCAUCAAGUUUCUUAUUGUCAUGCAAAAGCAUGGAUAUAUUGGCGAAUUUGAAUACGUUGAUGAUCACAGGGCGGGUAAAAUUGUUGUCGAGUUGAACGGAAGGCUGAACAAAUGUGGUGUCAUCAGUCCAAGAUUUGAUGUUGGAGUAAAGGAGAUUGAAGGCUGGACUGCUAGGUUGCUUCCUUCUAGACAGUUUGGAUUCAUUGUGCUGACAACUUCUGCUGGCAUUAUGGACCAUGAAGAGGCAAGAAGGAAGAACGUUGGUGGCAAAGUUCUUGGUUUCUUCUACUAAGCUUGGCUUGCGUGCUUCAGAUUUAUACAUGUGAUGAGUUGAGUUGACUUGUUCUGGUUUCGAGGAGUUUUGGCCUGUAAUUUUUGAAGCUGAAUAUGAUUGUAGGAUCCUUAUCAUUCUGUUUUAGGAUUUUUUCCAAGUUCUUGGUUUGUGGUUGGAGUGGGAGGGAACCAUCUCCAUGCUCCUCCAUUAAGUUGGAAGGAUAAAGAAUGUUUGUGCUUCACACUUGAUGUUUAUGCUCUGUUACUACUCAAUGUAUAUGAGUUGAAGUUUCAGUUUUGUGCUGGAUUUGUAUUUUAUGCUAUCAGUAUGACAACCCCUUACCUCCUGA
This is a messenger RNA of Linum tenue, 1681 nucleotides long. The record is from the annotation of a GenBank genome assembly. NCBI's taxonomy places the organism in Eukaryota, Viridiplantae, Streptophyta, Magnoliopsida, Malpighiales, Linaceae.